UACACCAGGGGAAGAAAAGAAGAAAGUCUCUUCCCGUAGUUUUUGCUAUUCGAGAGGCAAGAGACGUGGCUUUGACUUAAUUAAGAGAUUGUCAGGGAAAUUUUUCAAGUAAAGAGACAUUCCGACACAUUGUGUACCUUCUCCGGAAUCAAAUGGAAGGUCCCCUGCCUUUGCCGUUGCUAAGGCUCCUGGCCCCACCUCUGCGUGUAAUGUCAGCCAUCAUGUGGAAGGUGGUUCACUUGCGAAGCACAGAGCAUUAUGAGAAAGUGGUGGAGUUCAUCACCAUGGUGAAUGAAGCCAUUCCUGAUAUCUUGACUCACAGACAGAGGAUGCUGAUUAUGCUGGGAUUGAAACUAAAGAUGUUAAGUUGUGAGCAAGACGUCACUUGUGUCAAAAGUGUCUUGGAGAGCAUUCUGCCAGGCAGUCCAGAGGAGGUUCAUCCACCAAAUGAUGGUUUUGAGACCAACUUAGCCACACUUGUUGUAAGACUCGUGGAUGACCAUGAAUGGAGAGAACACUUUCUCAAGAAUGAGUUCCCAGUGAAUUACGGGCCAGAGUUUGACAUAGCACUGGAAACGUUGGUGUCCGACUUCUUCAACAGAUUGGAUGGGCUUCUGCUUGUUCCGGAUUUUAAACAGAUCUCAACGUGGAUCGGUGAUGACGCAUCAGCCCUGCUGGAAGCAUACCAGCGGUACGCUUGUGAAGCUGAAGACUUCACAACACUACUCAGAAACAUAAUCCAAAAAGGAAAACUAACCAAGGUGAACACCAAUGAAACAGACACGUCUACCUCAGAACAGCAGCUCAUCUCGUCACUAACGCUGCCCAUCUCGGUGAAGGAGACAAACUCAGCCUGUGAAACUUUGAAUGAUGAUGCUCAGGAGGUUUUUCCACAGAGUAGCACCGAUGUUGAGGAAAUUACUUGGACAUAUGUAGUCCAACAGGAACCUGAGAUCUGCUCUCAGGAAGAAACGGUUGUAAUUCUAAACAAUAGCAAGGAAGAAGAAAUCACAGUUGAGCUUGUUUUGGAUGACCAACAUUUAUCCACCGCAUCAGUUCCUUCCACAUCUACUCCCCAACCUGCAAUGUCUAGCUCCACAGUUGGCCCUCAACGGCAAAGAGUUGCACAUAAAUGCCCUCACUGUAACAAGUGCUACAUUUAUCGCUACGAACUCCUGGAACAUCAGAGGAUCCACACUGGAGAGUUGCCUUACAAGUGUACUCAAUGUGGAAAGGCCUUUAGGAGAAGCUCAGAUCUGUCUUGUCACAGGCGCUCACGCUGCGCAAAAGCUGCCUAUAUUUGCCUCAAAUGUGGUAACAGCUUUCAGUCAGUACAGGAAAAGUUUAAGCACAAGUGUGUUCACAAUCCACCACGGUUUGACUGUUCUCACUGUGGGAAAAGCUUCAAGAAGACGUGCCAGUUGGACAAACAUGAGAUGAUUCACACCGGCAAACGGAUCUUCACGUGCAAGCAGUGUGGAGAGAAGUUUUCUAGUAUGAGUGAGCUGAAAUUCCACCAGAAGAUUCAUCCUGCGGGGCUCUCCAAUCAGUGCACCUUUUGCGGCAAAAUGCUUCCUUCUGCUGCAUCUUUGGCAGCUCACGAAGCACGCCACGAUCCCCAAAAAAUACACGUUUGUCCAUUUUGCGCCAAAUCCUUCAGGAACAAACAUGAACUGACCCGUCACAAGCGCGUGCACACCGGCGAGAGGCCGUACCAAUGCCCGUACUGCGAGAAACGUUUCUACAUGUCUGCAAACCUUACUGUACACAUACGCACCCAUACCGGAGAGAAACCGUACCUGUGCCCUGAGUGCGGCAAAGCUUUCGUGUCAGCCGGCGAGCUGCAGAUACACAGACGCAUCCACACUGGGGAAAGGCCCUACAAAUGCAACGUGUGCGAUAAAGGAUUUACCAUGGCGGCCAAACUUACAUGUCAUAUGCGCAUUCACACUGGCGAGCGGCCUUACGUCUGCACGGAAUGUGGAAAAGGCUUUUCAAGCGGUGGCCAGUUGAAAAUUCAUACAAUGAGCCACACGGGAGUCCGACCCUACACUUGUAGCUUGUGUCCUAAAACCUACAAGGUUCUCAAUCACCUGAAGAGGCAUUUGAGAUCUCACGGGAUCCAACCACCGUCUCUUUGAUCCUACCCAUGCGUCUAUUUUUUGUGCUGCUGUCCCUGUAAGACUCACAAAUGUAAUGGAGUCGAUCUCAGUUGACUUUGGGCGAGGUACAGGUACUGUCAUGCCAAUUUGUAUUUGUUUUGCCUGUUGUCAUGGAGCUCGACCUUUUCUAUUGUUAAAGAUUUGUCACAGACCGUCGUGAGACAGGUUAGUUUUACCCUUGACAAAUCUGAUUUUAUCUAUUGUAAUACAGUUGUCGAACCUGAA
This is a messenger RNA of Syngnathus acus (greater pipefish), 2387 nucleotides long. Its product is annotated as zinc finger protein ZFMSA12A-like. Bases 153 to 2141 code for a protein of 662 amino acids. Gene Ontology annotation, biological process: regulation of transcription by RNA polymerase II. Gene Ontology annotation, cellular component: nucleus. The transcript is spliced from 7 exons. The record is from RefSeq and is a predicted model, not a curated record. NCBI's taxonomy places the organism in Eukaryota, Metazoa, Chordata, Actinopteri, Syngnathiformes, Syngnathidae. Gene Ontology annotation, molecular function: DNA-binding transcription activator activity, RNA polymerase II-specific; RNA polymerase II cis-regulatory region sequence-specific DNA binding.